CUAAUUCCCAAGCAGCCCCGGAUAUCAGACCAUUCCGCCGGGAGUGAGUAGGAGCAUAUAAGCCUGGAAGUGGCCGGCGCCAAUAACCACCGAUCCGUAACAUAUCUGAACAACACACCACCACCAACACCACAACUCACCCUUGUACCUGAACCUUUUCAAAUCACAACCCCAUCACAAUGUCAACAACAGCCCUAACCCUCGCCCUCCUGACCUCCCUGGGCGGCACAAUCGGCUACCUGCGCACGGGCUCGGUGCCCUCGAUCGCGGCGGGCCUGACCGUCGGGCUGCUGUAUCUGGUGAGCGGGCUGCGGCUGCGCGCGGCGCAGCCCUACGGCGCGGAGCUGGCGCUGCUGGCCUCGGUGGUCCUGUCGGGCAGCUCGAUCCCGCGCGCCAUCCGGACGGGCGGCAAGCCCGUGCCCACGGUGUUGAGCUUCGUGGCGGUCUAUGGGGUGUGGGUUUUUGGGGGGUUGGUCUUGAACCAGAAAUGAAUUAUUGGGGAGGGGGAAGGGGUGGGGGUUUGGAUUGGACCCGGUCUUGACUUGACGGUACCUUAUGGGUUUGGUACUGGGGUAUGGUUUGUCUACUGUACGGGGCGAGGGUAUACGGUUGCGUAUACGUAGCAAAAGCAACGAUGAUAAGUUUGGGGUACAUACUUCAACAAAAUCUACCGACUUGUACCGACUUCUACUGAUAGAUAUCUGAUAUUUCAAUAUUCAAGUGGCCUACCUUCUAGACGCAACUUACAUC
Molecule: messenger RNA, 750 nt
Organism: Aspergillus brunneoviolaceus CBS 621.78
Lineage: Eukaryota; Fungi; Ascomycota; Eurotiomycetes; Eurotiales; Aspergillaceae
Product: TMEM14 family protein
Exons: 2
Coding region: 180-491 (103 amino acids)
Cellular component (GO): membrane
Source: RefSeq, a predicted model, not a curated record